CACGCUCCGGCCAGAGGACUCAGGACGGUGGACGGACCGGGGACCGCCGCCUGCGCACAUGAUGAUCCUGAGGUUUCUCGCAUGAAAGCGGACCCGGCCAGACCCUGCAGAAGUCCAGCCGUCAGCUCCAGGAAGGCAUCAUGAUUCCUGUGAUGGAAUUCCGUCGGUUCUCUGAACAGCAGCCGGCGUUCAGAGUCCUGAAGCCAUGGUGGGAUGUGUUCACUGACUACCUAUCUGUAAUCAUGCUCAUGAUCGGUGUGUUCGGAUGCACCCUGCAGGUCAUGCAAGACAAAAUCAUCUGCCUUCCUCGAAGAGUGCCUUCCGAGAACACAAGCGACACAGAAUUGUUACACUCGGACCUCGAUAUAUCAACUGUACCAAGAGAAAUGACAGGCCUUAAAACUGAUCUGGAUCGUCAACAGUAUGAUUACAUCAAUCAGAUGUGUUAUGAAAAGGCACUGCACUGGUACGCCAAGUACUUUCCUUAUUUGGUUCUUAUACACACUGUUGUUUUCAUGGUGUGUAGCAACUUCUGGUUUAAAUUCCCCGGGUCGAGCUCUAAAAUAGAGCAUUUCAUUUCCAUGCUGGGCAAGUGCUUUGACUCUCCGUGGACCACACGGGCUUUGUCAGAGGUGUCAGGAGAAAAUCCUGAAGAAAAGGAGAAGACUAAGAAGAGUAGCAUCCCUAGAUCCAAUAUCACCAUGUCUCCAGGAGAAGGCAGUUUGGAAAAGACACAGUCCCUUCGGUCAAUCCCAGAAAAGAUUGUAGUUGACAAGCCUUCAGCAAGUGUACUUGAUAAAAAAGAGGGGGAACAAGCUAAAGCCCUUUUUGAAAAGGUAAAGAAGUUCCGUUUGCACGUUGAGGAAGGGGACAUUCUCUACCUUAUGUAUGUUCGCCAAACAGUGGUCAAGGUGUUUAAAUUCCUCCUGAUCAUUGCAUAUAAUAGCUCCUUAGUGAAUAAAGUGCAGAACAAAGUACGUUGUGAAGUUGAGAUCCAGGACAUGACAGGCUAUAAACAAUUUCAGUGCAAACACACCACAGCACAUCUAUUUUCUAAGCUGUCUUACUGUUACUUGUGUUUGGUGGCUGUCUAUGGAUUAACAAGCCUUUACACCUCGUACUGGUUGUUUUACCGAUCACUAAAAGAAUACUCAUUUGAGUAUGUCCGCCAAGAAACAGGCAUCAGUGACAUACCAGAUGUCAAGAACGACUUUGCUUUCAUGCUACACAUGAUUGACCAGUAUGACCCGCUCUAUUCUAAACGAUUUGCAGUUUUUCUGUCUGAAGUCAGUGAGAACAAACUCAAACAGCUUAACCUCAACCAUGAGUGGACUGCGGAGAAGUUGCGUCAGAGGCUCCAGACAAACGCCAACAACAGACUUGAGCUUCAGCUGUUCAUGUUCCCUGGGUUACCUGACACUGUCUUUGAGUUGACAGAGCUUCAGUCGCUCAAACUCGAGAUCAUCAACAAUGUCACCAUCCCUGCCUCGGUGUCCCAGCUGGAAGACCUUCAGGAGCUGUCUCUUCACCAGUGUUCCUUAAAGCUGCACACAACAGCUAUUUCAUUCUUCAAAGAGAACCUGAAAGUAUUGCGUGUGAAGUUUGAUGAUAACAGAGAAUUUCCCAACUGGAUGUACGGUCUGCGCAACUUAGAGGAGCUCUAUCUGACAGGACCAUUGAGCCCUGAUGCCUCCAAGAAUAUAGUCCUUGAAUCACUGCGGGAGAUGAAGUGCUUAAAAAUUCUUUCCCUCAAGAGUAAUUUGACCAAGAUACCACAGUCAAUAGUUGAUGCCUCUAGUCACCUGCAGCGACUCUACCUGCACAAUGAUGGCACGAAGCUCGUAAUGCUCAACAACCUGAAAAAGAUGGCCAAUCUGACAGAGCUGGAGCUGGUGCGCUGUGAUUUGGAACGCAUUCCUCACGCAAUCUUCAGCCUCACAUGCCUGCAAGAGAUUGACCUGAAGGAGAACAAUCUCCGCUCUAUAGAGGAGAUCAUCAGUUUUCAACAUCUGCGCAAACUCACUUGCCUUAAACUUUGGUACAAUAGUAUCAUGUAUAUUCCAGAGCAUAUCAAGAAACUUGGCAGCCUGGAACGCCUUAAUUUCAGCCACAACAAGAUUGAGAUAUUGCCUUCACACCUCUUCUUAUGCAACAAGCUGCGCUACCUGGACAUAUCCAAUAAUGACAUCAGGUUCAUCCCUCCAGAGGUAGGAGUACUCCAGAGUCUACAGUAUUUCUCUGUCACUUGUAACAAAAUUGAAAAUCUUCCCGAUGAGCUCUUCUUUUGCAGAAAGCUCAAAACCUUAAAGCUUGGCAAGAACUCACUGUCCAUUCUGUCACCAAAAAUUUCCUACCUAUCUCUGCUGACGCACUUGGAGCUCAAAGGGAACCACUUUGAGGUGCUGCCACAAGACCUGGGGUUCUGUCGGGCUUUGAAACGCAGUGGCCUUAUUGUUGAAGAGACGCUAUUCGAAACUUUGCCUUCAGAUGUCAGGGACCAAAUGAAGGCAGAGUGAGACGCCUUAUUUUAGCCACAGUGCCUGCUGAUUGUUCUGUCUACCAUUUCAGAGCAUUUGUUUUGUACAUACUUUACACUACUGCUAAGAAAGCUCUUUUCAAAUUACUUCACAGAAUUAAGUGUUUUUGAUAUAGUUUAAAAUAACUUUAAUAUAAAGUGCAGAAGUUUUAGGCCACCCUUAGCUGUUUUGUUUUUACACAGUUGUAAUUACCAUAGUAUCUAUUCUCAGUCUCUUUGUUAAAAUACAACAAAAGCAGAAGGGAAUAUUGUAAAUAUGGUUCCUACAUGACACAAAGUAGCCCAAACAAUAAGAAACAUUGGAUAUGUGUUGAAUGAAUUAUAGUAUAAGACACUAGAAGAUUCAUUAAAUUUUAUAUUGUCUGUGUAGAGGGGCUUUCAAGACAUGUUCAGAACAAAGGAACCUCACACUAAAUACAAGAUAGUUCAGCCUGUUUUUUUUUUCUGAAUUUCUGCUUUUUAAUGCUGGUCUAAAUUUCUCUUGUAUCUUUUCCCAACAAUUGAAAAAUUCAUACAUAGAUUACAUCACUGUACUCUGGCUAAAAUAACAAACCUACUUGUGGCCUAAUACUUUUGCACAUUACUGUAUAUUAUAUAAUUAUAACUAACGUUACUGUUUUGUUGCUACAUUUUUAUUUUAUUUUUUUACUUUUUUUUUUUAUUUCAUCCACUACCAAUAUUUUAUGAAAUCAUGUCACCAGUCACUGCUACAAAAGAUUACUGAAUGUAAAUCUAAACUGAAAACCUCUUGGCCAGUAGCCUAAUGCUGUAUUGUAUCUACUUUUUGUUGUUCUGAUAAAGUAUUUUUAUUUUCUUUGAAAGACUGUUAGUUCAUAUGAACCACAGCAGGGAAACCCAAAAGAAAGACAUAUCUUUCAGUUAGAAUAGAUUAAUAUCAUGACUAAAUAAGUCUGUAGCCAAUAUAUAAGAUGCUGUUUAAAUUGCAAUAAACUUGAAGGACUGUA
Molecule: messenger RNA, 3501 nt
Organism: Sphaeramia orbicularis (orbiculate cardinalfish)
Lineage: Eukaryota; Metazoa; Chordata; Actinopteri; Kurtiformes; Apogonidae
Gene: lrrc8c
Product: leucine rich repeat containing 8 VRAC subunit C
Exons: 3
Coding region: 141-2516 (791 amino acids)
Cellular component (GO): cytoplasm
Molecular function (GO): protein binding
Source: RefSeq, a predicted model, not a curated record